This is a messenger RNA of Biomphalaria glabrata, 6289 nucleotides long. RefSeq names its product secretin receptor-like. The coding region runs from base 868 to 2733 and encodes 621 amino acids. Gene Ontology annotation, biological process: adenylate cyclase-modulating G protein-coupled receptor signaling pathway; cell surface receptor signaling pathway. Gene Ontology annotation, cellular component: plasma membrane. The transcript is spliced from 15 exons. Lineage: Eukaryota; Metazoa; Mollusca; Gastropoda; Planorbidae. Gene Ontology annotation, molecular function: G protein-coupled peptide receptor activity; peptide hormone binding. The record is from RefSeq and is a predicted model, not a curated record.
GGUUACACUUCUAGCCACUGGCUUCACAUUUCUAAGACAUCCGCUAGUCCAGUGGAACUUGGACGUGAUCGGCUCGCCAGGACUUGUUAAGUGUUUACCUUGGACCUACUUGAUCACGUGUUCAGCUAGUGAGUUUGAUCGUGAAAUAUCUGAAGUGGCAGCUCGAAAUAGGUUGUAAAUAUACACACACACACACACACACAAAAUAACAACUAGGUCUAGAUCUAUCUACUAGGAGACCAAGACCAAAUUGUACACAUUCCUGUAGUGUAAGUGUGUACCUCCGUUUCAAAAUUGAAUUUUUGUCAUUUUCUAGUUGGAACUAAAACAUUCAUUUAAGACAUCAAAACGUCAAGUGGUGAUUUGUUUUAAAACAAACAUUUGGCUGUGGGGCAGAUGUUUGUGUGGCACACGGUUAACUAGGGUGUCAUGUAGCCAGCACAACGACCAACAGCCUUUACAUUUCCCCAACUGAUGUCAGGUAUCCAUUAUGGCUGGAUGGAUUCAGAGGCGCCCAAAGAUCCCAAAAUAAAAAAUCCCAGUCUUCAUCAGGAUUCGAGCCCGGGACUUUUAAUUUGAGAUGUGUAAGAAACGAGUCUAAAGAAAAUGUCAUCAGCACGAGUCAUGGUGUAGCAGAUCAAGACAGAGCCUAGGAAAUGAGGAGACAGUCCCUAGAACAGAGGGCCAAAGUCAAAGAAAAGGCUGUUGGAGUUGUGGACUAGAUCAGAAAUAAACGUAUCGAAGCCUAACUUCCUGUUGAGAUGUUGUAGUGUGAGACUGAUGUCUGUCCUGAGCUUGGAAUAGUCUGAAGCUCAGAAUAGUCAGGCUGUGUUUGUGUAUAUAGAUGAAAGCGGAAUCCCCAGGGCAAUGUUGCUAAGCACAACGCUAGUAGGACUUCAGCUUGUGAUGCUGAUGCUGACACCAAGGAUAGAGAGCAAAAGCUCCAGCGAAGAACAACAAAGGUUCAAAAUCUGGCUGGCCAAGAAAGCGUGUGAUGAGCUCUUACUGAAUGCUACAAAGCCAGACGAUGGAGGGCUGUACUGUCCUCCAGUUUGGGAUAAUAUCAUGUGCUGGCCGAACUAUACUAAAGCUGGACAGACGGUUGGCCAAAACUGUGCUAGUUACAUCACUGGCUUUCUAACCACAGCCAAGGCCUGGCGUUACUGCGAAGAAGACGGUAGAUGGCAGAGACAUCCAGACGACAGAGUGAACAGCUCCUGGACCAACUUUACCUUCUGCCAUGAAUCUGAUGUCCCUCAGGUUUUGCUAAACAUGUACAACAUAAGGAAGAUCUCGUCUGCUGGUUACUCAGUGUCCCUGGUCUGUUUGGUUGUAGCCACCUCGAUUAUGGUUUUUCUGAAGAGAUUACACUGUCAAAGAAACACAAUCCACAUCAACUUGUUUAUCUCAUUCAUACUGAGAGCAGUUCUCUCCCUUCUUGUUGACAGUGUGCUCGAGAACGGAUUUCUGCCUAAAGACGUGAUCGUUCGUAAUGAUGGGAUCAAGAUCUUUGAUGAGAGUGGACCGCACUGGGAGUGUAAACUCUUGACUACACUACACCAGUACUCUCUAGGUGUCAACUACAUGUGGAUCUUCGUGGAGGGUCUCUAUCUCCACACGUUGGUCUUCUUCUCUGUCUUCUCCCAGUCCAAGAAGUUCUUCAAGAUCUACAUCAUCAUCGGCUGGGUGUUUCCACUCCUCAAUGUCAUUGCUUGGGUGUUGGUCCGGAUCUACGCCAAUAAUACUUUUUGUUGGAAUACCCACGACUUUGGCUACUACUGGAUCUUGAACGCACCAAUUGUUAUCUCUAUUAUAAUUAAUUUUAUUUUUUUCCUCAACAUCAUACGAAUGCUGUUUACCAAAAUCCGGAACACCAAUUCAGGAGACCCUGGUCGUUACAAAAAAUUGGCCAAGUCAACGCUUGUGUUGAUCCCACUGUUUGGAGUUUAUUAUAUUUACUUCAUCAUAGUCACCUACCACAAAGAUUACCAUUUCUCAGUCAUACAUCUAUACAUGGAAAUGACCCUCAAUUCAUUUCAGGGUACAGUCAUCGCUUUUUUGUUUUGUUUUCUAAAUGGUGAGGUUCGUGCGGAGAUCAUGAAGAAAUGGAACCGUCAUUGGCUGAGACGACAAAGUGUAGUGUCCAGCAGAUCUUCCAGGGCCUUCUCUACAACAUCCUUCUACAUCGGACGGGAUCGUGCCAGUGUCUCCCAGGGACCCGGCCUGCCUGAUAUUUUAUACAGGGACGGCUUCGCCGUGACACCGCCCAGCUCCCCCUCGAAUAACAACAACGCAAGCAAGGUACAUAAGGUCGCCAGCAUGCCGAAGAUGCCUUUCUGGAGCACCAGUUUGCCCAAGCCUAUCCCACGCGUGGCGAGUUCGCCGAAAGUGACAUUUAGCUGUUCGGAAUUCAUCACGGACAAUGUCAACCUGUCCGUUGGCGGUUCAAGUCCGAAAAUGAAGAAUGGAAUACUGACCAACGGAGUGACCAGGGGAAAUUCUGACGAGGACGAAAAAAAGACUUUACUUACAAACGGUUCGCCUCCAUCCCGAAAGGACUCUAUUGACUCCAAUGGGCACAGGGUUCAGAAAGUUCGGGAGUCUGUUUCACCAAUGUUAAGAGGCGGAAACAGUGAAGGAUCCCCGCACAUGUCUCACGUUUGCAGCGCCCCUGUCUUGCCUCCACUGUUAGAUGAAGACGAAGAGAACUCGGAGACCACUCAGAUGCUGUAAAAGACAUUUAGGCAGAAGCUGUGCUAUGAUUAAUAGUGUCGCGAACAACCCGCAGCUCGAGAACCACUUCUCUGUAGUUACAACCUAUUGAUUGAACACCGUGUGUUGUAUUCAUGAUCUGGUUUAUACCGAACACUUGCUUAAACUUAAAUCCUUCCGCGAAGUUCGGCGCUUUGGGCUGCAAACUGUCUCCAUAGAAAUUGGUCACUGUACUUCCAUGGAGGUGAGGCGCCAUACGAGGGCGUCCCUGUUACAGGAACACAAAAAUUAGAAAAAUGAAAUCAUGAAUAGUGCUGUGUGUGUGUGUUUAGUGAACGAUGACGUAAUACUGAAUGUCUUUCAUAAAAUAGUGUAUUUCAUCUAUGCUUUCAUCCAUCUUGGCAUCCAUCCAUCCAUUCAUUCAUCCAUCCAUCCAUCUAUAUCUACAACCGAACCUAGAGUCUUUAUCCAUCACAUUGAAUCCAGUAAUGUUUAUCAUAUAUUUAUCCACAUAUUUUAGUUAUGUUUCACUAUCCAUUUUGUGCCAAAACCAUUUAGUUGGGGAUAUGUUAUGAUUCACGUAGCCUAUGUUGACAAUGCUAGAGUUAUAGCAACAAUACUCAGUUUGUUUACUCUUUAAACCACAGUGAUAUUGACGAUGUCAUAAAGACUUCAGAGCCUAGGGUCAAGUAAAUCAUUCAGUUCUACUUGUAUACAUACAUAAAUAGUUACUCAAACAGGCAAUAUUCUUUACUUAAAAAUAUAGCAAGACUUUUAUGAUUUAUUUUAAUUAAAUUUCGUUUUAUAAUACAACAGGAGAUUCUUUAACUACAGAACUUUUCCGGUGCUAAGUUAAGCAGUCACUAUUAAUUUUCUACAAGUUUAUAAUCAGCUAAACAACAACCUAUUUUUUUAAAUAUAGAUUAGAGGAUCGGCGCACAUAUAUGUUGUGACAUAACGAAAUACAAUAGUAUAAUUUAUCGGGGAGGGUUACAUUCCUAGUAUAAUAAGAGUUCUAUGGACGGGAGGCUAUUCAGUCUGGAAUCCACUCUUCAAUUUGUGAAACAAGAAAAACAUUUUUUUUUAAACUCUUUGAAAAAACAACAACAACAAACAACAAAGAUUUUACGAAGUGUAAUUGUAUCAAUUAGUUUGUGUCAGUCAUAGAAUUAAAUUUGUAAUUGAUCUAGACCAACAACAAUAAAUCUGAGCGAUUAGAAAUAUUUUGACCAAUUGUUUUUGUUGAGCACUAUUUCACGCUUUCAGCUUUCUCACUACGUUCUGAUCCUAGCACUUCUCUGACCCAGUUGGGAAAAUGGGUUGGGGGUGGGGGAGAAAAAAAUGGUUAUCUGGGUGAUAUCUACCGUAAUCGGUUUUUAAAAACAUUUACAAAAAAAAAAGGGGGGUGGAGGACGACCUAAAUUUGAAUUCAUUGCUCACGUAUCCUCAAGCCGGCACACUAACCACUUUGGUAGUGAGGUGCUUAUAACUAUAAAAUAUUGUAUAGUUAUGUAUUGUUAAAGCGGCAACCUAUAAUUGUGACUAAUUUAGCUAAUACCAACACUUCCGUCAAGUACACUUUCUUUCCCUUGUAAGCGAUAACAAACAAAAUAAUUGAUUACCAAUAGUUAAAUAAAUAAUUGGUAAAUUUUGUUCAUUGAUUUUGCGCUGUUAGAUAGAAAAAAACAUUCAUCUUGAUCGAAGAUAGGGUGUUGGAGAAAUAACGUAUACAAACUUUUUACAAGUCAGAGAGACAAACACAGUGAGCUGAUAUAAGUUUUGUAAAAAAAAAAAGAAAGGGUCUAGGCAGUCUAGGGUAUGACAUCAAUGUCCGAUUAUCGAAGUUAGAAUAGAAUCUACAAUGGCACGAAGUUUAUCAAAUGAUAAGAGGAAAGUAAAUGGUUUGUAAAAGAGUGAGGGUGUAUAGAUCCCGGAAAUAUUACAUACAUACAUACAUACAUACAUACAUACAUACAUACAUACAUACAUACAUACAUACAUACAUACAUACAUACAUACAUACAUACAUACAUACAUACAUACAUGCAUUCAUAAAUUCAUACAUACAUACAUACAUACAUACAUACAUACAUACAUACAUUCAUAAAUUCAUACAUACAUACAUACAUACAUACAUUCAUAAAUUCAUACAUACAUACAUACAUACAUACAUAUUAAAUUACAGGAUUCGCCCACGAGCAAUGUGAUGAAGAAGAAAAGAUUUGAGUUUUUCUAACCAAGUUAAGUGUACACAUAUUUGUUGAAUGUCUUGGAUAAUGAAAUAUCGAACAGAUGUUAGAGGAAAUAGCAAGUACUAAUAGUUUCAUAUUUUACAGAUUUUAUUGUGUGAUCUGCGCAUGCGUGCUUAACUCUGAUCUGAGUGUGUGUGUGUAAAAUAUGACCAAUGAAUAUUCCAUCGCUAAACGCAAUGUGUUUUGAUUUAAAGUGCCCCACUAGAACAUAGCGAACACAGUGUACAUCCUAAAUGUCUUGAAAGAUUUCAUCCUUCAAUAUGUUACAGCGAGCUCAGCAUGUAUUCCACCCAAAGUUUUGCCAUUGAUACAAUUUGAACAACAUUGGUUAAAAAUAAACAAGUCAAAGAAAACUGAUCCGUCCAAAAAACAAGUUUCAUAACCUCUGAUCACAAAACAAGGCAACGUUGUAUUAUCUUAUGUGUACACUUUGCUAAAUGCUUUUAGUUUUUCUUAUUUAGUUAUAUAUUUAUAUCAAUCUAGUAUUUAUUACAUUGUUGUUGUAUGUUUAUUUCUUAUGAACGUGCUAUAUUUCAAAUACACUUUAUAGUACUACUUACUUCCAAAGUGUCGUGUUGUAAUGUUAUAUGGAAUACGCUUGACUAAAAACUAAAACUGUAUGGUCAUAUCCAGUGGCUUAGCAAGGUACCCGUAAGGCCGAGUUCAAGAAUACGAUGUUAGGCCUCCUCCAGUAAACUGAGGGUGACUGAAACCAAACUGAGCAAUACUGUAUUUAAUGUGAGAAUACAUUUCCAAGAAAACAACACAUAAGACAGACAGCAUACAACAGACAACAUACGACAGACAACAUAUGGCAGACAACACACGACAGACAAGACACGAUUGACAACACACGACAAGCAAGACACGACUGACAACACACGACAGACAACACACGACAGACAAGACACGACUGACAACACACGACAGAUAAGACACGACAGAUAACACAUGACAGACAACAUACGACAGACAACACUCGAAAGUGGGCAACAGGAACGAAGUCCUCAGACUCCGAGUCAUUUGAAAAAUAAUGUCAUUGGUCAACCAUGUCUUUUGCAAGGACUCCGAGUCAUUUGAAAAGUUAAUGUCAUUGGUCAACCAUGUCACUUGCAAGUCAUUUGAAAAGUUAAUGUCAUUGGUCAACCAUGUCACUUGCAAGGACUCGAGUCCCAUGCUAAAUCUUCAUAUAUAUUAAUCUGUUUUUUGACGCAGCAAGUAUAGUAACCAGUAGAAAUCGUUUGGACAAGCUCCUCACAAUAAAACAAAUUUCUGAAGGCCUCCCACAGCGCCAUUAUCCUUACAUCAACGUCACAGCUUUGAAG